Messenger RNA from Vicia faba (fava bean), 2298 nucleotides. The record is from the annotation of a GenBank genome assembly. NCBI's taxonomy places the organism in Eukaryota, Viridiplantae, Streptophyta, Magnoliopsida, Fabales, Fabaceae.
AUGACCGGGCGUGCUCUGUUCGAUGCACACAAAUUGCACGCCGUGCUUGAACUCGAACCAUUUUUACUGUCACUGGCAAAGAAACCAAACCCCAUAACCCUAACUCAAUGCCAUCAAAUCCAUGCAAAACUCAUAAUCACUCAAUGCAUUUCACAAACCCAUCUAGCCAAUACCCUUUUGAGUUUCUACUCAAAAUCUUCCAACUUUCACCAUGCCCACCAACUGUUCAACAAAAUGCCUCACAGAAAUGUUGUCACUUGGACAACCUUGAUUUCCUCGCAUCUCAAACAUGGGUCUGUCCCAAAAGCCUUGAAGAUAUUCAAUCAAAUGCUUCUGUCGGAUGAGAGACCCAAUGAGUACACUUUCUCUGUUCUGCUUCGAGCUUGCUCCAACCAUGAUUUUUGGAGUGUGGGUUUGCAGAUUCAUGGCUCGCUUGUUCGGUUUGGCCUUGAUAGAGAUAAAUUUGCUGGGAGCUCUCUUGUGUAUAUGUACUUCAAAGGAGGAAAUGAUUUAAGGGAUGCGUUGCGUGUUUUUAAUGGAUUGUUGGAGAGAGAUGUUGUUGCUUGGAAUGUUAUGAUUUCUGGGUUUGCUCAAGUGGGUGACUUUCACAUGGUGCAAUGGUUGUUUUCUGAAAUGAGGGAUGUACAAGGGUUGAAGCCUGAUAAUAGUACCUUUGUUAGUUUACUCCAGUGUUGUUAUUUGUUGCUAGAAGUAAAGCAAAUCCACGGGCUUGUGUACAAAUUUGGUGCUGAAAUUGAUGUUGUGGUUGAGAGUGUGAUGGUUGAUUUGUAUGCCAAAUGUGGGGAUGUGAGUUCUUCCAGGAGGAUUUUUGAUUCCAUGGAGGAGAAGGAUAAUUUUGUGUGGAGUUCGAUGAUUUCAGGAUAUUCCAUGAAUAAUAGAGGAGAGGAAGCUGUGCGUUUUUUCAAGAAUAUGUGUAGACAAAGGGUGAAACUUGAUCAACAUGUGUUAUCUAGUACUUUGAAAGCUUGUGUUGAAAUAGAGGACUUGAACACUGGUGUUCAAGUGCAUGGCCUAAUGAUAAAAAACGGGCAUCAAAAUGAUUGUUUUGUGGCAAGUGUGUUGCUGACUCUCUAUGCCAGUUUUGGUGAUCUAGGGGAUGUGGAAAAGUUGUUUAGAAGAAUUGAUGAUAAAGAUAUUGUAGCAUGGAACUCUAUGAUCUUGGCUCGAGCUCGGCCGGGUCACGGAUCUAGUCAUUCUAUGCAACUAAUGCAAGAGCUUCGUCGAACAACUUCAUUGCAAAUUGAAAGUGCCACUUUAGUUGCUGUUUUGAAGUCUUGUGAGAAUGAGUCAGAUUUACUUGCAGGUAGACAAAUUCAUUCACUUAUAUUGAAAUCAAGUUUGUGUCAUCAUACUUUGGUUGGCAAUGCACUAGUCCACAUGUACUCUGAGUGUAGACUUAUCGAUGAUGCAUUUAAAGCUUUUGUUGACAUUGAAUGGAAAGAUGAUAGUUCAUGGAGUUCUAUUAUUGGAACUUAUAAACAAAACGACAUGGAAUUAGAAGCUUUAGGCCUAUGCAAAGAGAUGCUGAAUGAAGGAGUCAAUCUUACAAGUUAUAGCCUUCCACUAUGUUUUUCAGCUUGCUCGCAACUAUCAGCUAUAUGUGAGGGGAAACAACUCCAUGUUCUAGCUAUCAAGUUCGGCUACAACCGUGAUGUCUACGUUGGCAGUUCCAUUAUAGACAUGUAUGCUAAAUGUGGGAACAUUGAGGAGUCGGAGAAUGUUUUUAGUGAACAAUUAGAGCCAAAUGAAGUGAUUUUCAAUGCCAUGAUAUGUGGAUAUGCACAUCAUGGAAAAGCACAACAGGCCAUAGAAGUAUUCAGUAAGUUGGAGAAGAAUUGUGUGGCCCCCAAUCAUGUAACUUUCUUAGCUUUGAUGUCAGCUUGUAGCCAUGCAGGCUAUGUAGAAGAAACUUUGCAUUUGUUUACAUUGAUGCUUGACAAAUACAAGAUUAAGCCAAAAUCUGAGCAUUAUUCGUCCCUGGUUGAUGCCUAUGGUCGGGCGGGAAGGUUGGAGGAAGCUUACCAGAUAGUGCAAAAGGAUGGAAGUGAGUCGGCAUGGAGAACGUUACUUGGUGCUUGUAGGAAUCAUAAUAACACAGAAAUUGGAGAAAAAUCUGCCAUGAAGAUGAUAGAAAUGAAUCCCAGUGAUCAUGCUCCAUAUGUUCUUCUUUCAAACAUUUAUAAUGCAGAGGGAAAAUGGGAAGAAGCUAUUAAAUGCAGAGAGAAAAUGGCAAAGAUUCAUGUGAAGAAAGAUCCAGGAAGUAGUUGGUUGGUUUGA